AUGCUUGUGAAACUGAAGAAGCUGUAUAGUUCUGAUGGACAUUUGAUAAAUAUGAGUUUGUCGAAACAUCACGCCAAAUUAAGUUUCGCCAAAAUCUCGGUAGCAAAGCAGGAAACCAUAAGAAGUGGUGAGGUUUCAAGAAGAGAGGUUGGAGAUUUUUGGAAAGACGUUUUAAUUGGAAGGUCUUAUAUCUACUAUAAAGAGACAAGAGUGUCCAUCAAACAGAACAGUGUCCAGGAGCUGGUCGGGAAGAGGAUCUAUUUAUCUCUGGAUCCACUGCUCUAG
Necator americanus (New World hookworm) is the source of this 285-nucleotide messenger RNA. RefSeq lists its product as uncharacterized. The coding region runs from base 1 to 285 and encodes 94 amino acids. The transcript has 3 exons. NCBI's taxonomy places the organism in Eukaryota, Metazoa, Nematoda, Chromadorea, Rhabditida, Ancylostomatidae. The record is from RefSeq and is a predicted model, not a curated record.